Nicotiana attenuata is the source of this 444-nucleotide messenger RNA. Its product is annotated as craniofacial development protein 2-like. Lineage: Eukaryota; Viridiplantae; Streptophyta; Magnoliopsida; Solanales; Solanaceae. The coding region runs from base 1 to 444 and encodes 147 amino acids. The transcript has 2 exons. Gene Ontology annotation, biological process: chromatin remodeling. The record is from RefSeq and is a predicted model, not a curated record. Gene Ontology annotation, cellular component: nucleus.
AUGACAGAGUCUGUAUCCGACAACCAGUUUGGGUUCAUGCCGGGUCGUUCUACUACAGAAGCUAUACACCUUGUUAGUAGGUUGGUGGAACUGUACAGAGAGAGGAAAAAGGAUUUGCACAUGGUGGAUAGGGUCGAGGGCGAAGGACGCAGACGGUUGGUGGUCGGGGAGUGCACCCUAAACGUCGUUAGUACCUAUGCGCCGCAUGCGGGCCUAGAUGAGGAUCUUAAACAGCGCUUCUGGGAAGGGUUAGAUGAGAUUGUGCGCCAGGUCCCGCCUGCUGAGAAGCUAUUCAUAGGAGGGGAUUUCAACGGUCAUAUUGGGUCGACCGCAGGUGGCUAUGGCGAGGUGCAUGGAGGCUUCGAUUUUGGGGAGAGGAACGGAGGAGGUACCUCGUUGUUGGACUUUGCUAAGGCUUUUUGGGUUGGUGAUUGCGAACUCUAG